This is a messenger RNA of Peromyscus eremicus (cactus mouse), 1668 nucleotides long. It is a transcript of the gene C5ar2, whose product is annotated as complement C5a receptor 2. Gene Ontology annotation, biological process: inflammatory response; complement receptor mediated signaling pathway; positive regulation of cytosolic calcium ion concentration. Gene Ontology annotation, cellular component: plasma membrane. NCBI's taxonomy places the organism in Eukaryota, Metazoa, Chordata, Mammalia, Rodentia, Cricetidae. The coding region runs from base 10 to 1038 and encodes 342 amino acids. Gene Ontology annotation, molecular function: complement component C5a receptor activity; G protein-coupled receptor activity. The transcript has a single exon. The record is from RefSeq and is a predicted model, not a curated record.
GCGGCCAGGAUGAUGAAUCAUACCACCAGCUCCGAGGAUAAUUAUGAGUAUGAUUACGAACUUUACCAUGAUCUUCCGGAUGUCCCCGUAGACUGCCUAGAUGGGAGUUGCUUCUCUAGUGAUUUCUACCUCAUAACCCUGCUUCUGUUGUAUGCAGCCAUCUUCCUGGUGGGUGUGCCAGGCAACACCAUGGUGGCUUGGGUGACCUGGAAAGAGUCCCGCCACAGGCUUGGGACCUCUUGGUUCCUGCACCUGGCCGUAGCUGACUUGCUUUGCUGUGUGUCUCUGCCCUUCCUGGCUGUGCCCAUUGCCCAAAAGGGUCACUGGCCGUAUGGGGCAGCAGGCUGCUGGCUGCUGCCCUCGGUUACGGUCCUGUCUAUGUAUGCAAGCGUGCUGCUCCUGACCGCCCUCAGCGCUGACCUCUUCCUACUGGCUUUCAGGCCCUCCUGGAAGGCGUCUGAUCACCGGACGCUCGGGGUGCGGGUGGCCCAGGUCUCUUCCUGGAUGUUGGCCCUGCUGCUGACGGUACCCUCAGCUGUUUACCAUAGGCUGCUUCGGGAGCACUUCCCUUCUCGGCUUGUGUGUGGCAUCGACUAUGGGCGAUCGGUGGCUGCAGAGGCCACCAUCACCGCCGUUCGACUUCUCUUUGGCUUUCUGGGGCCAUUGGUGUUUAUGGCCAGUGGCCACAGCAUCCUCCAACGGCAAUUGACCCGCCGUCACUGGCCACUGGGCACAGCUGUCGUGGUGGGGUUUUUCAUCUGCUGGACCCCUUACCACAUCCUGAGGGUCAUAAUCGCUGUGGCUGAGCCUUCCUCCUCAUUCCUGGCCCGGGUCUUGGAGGCUGAGCCUCUGGUUACAGGCCUGGCCCUCGCUCACAGCGCUAUCAAUCCUAUCAUGUUUUUGUACUUCGGAAGGAAACAGCUCUGCCAGUCACUCCAGGCUGCCUGUCGCUGGGCCCUGAGGGAUCCACAGGAUGAGGAAAAUGUGGUGAGCAAGGUGUCCACCAGCCACGAGGUGACGUCUGAGAUGGCGGUGUAGGCAAGAGGGCUUUGAAUUUCCUAGGCCGUUGCACAACGGUGCAGCUUCAGGCAUAGCUGGAUCCAGGAGCUCAGGGACUGCUUUUGUUCUUCAUUCAACAAACAUUCAUUGUGCACUUGCUUGUGCAAAUAAGCCUGAUAGACAGGCGCUGGGUGUGGCCACGGCUGGAACCAAUUCCUGCCCCGAGGAAGAAUGAGCACUUUGCCGCAGAAGACAGAUAGGAAGCAGUUGAAGGAAUAUGGAAUACGUCAAGGGUGAGAUGUUCCAUAGAACUAAAGAAGGUGCUAAGGAGAAGGCUCAAAUGGCCUGCUGUACAAACAAGAGGACCCGGGUUGGAGCCUCAGCCCCUACACAAGAGCUGGGUAUGGCAGUGUGCCUAUAACCCCAGCACUGAGGGAACUGGUGGGUCCUGGGGGGUCCUCUAGCCAACCUGUCUAGCCCAAUAAACAAGCUCCAGGGAGAGACCCUGUCUCAAGAAACAGAGUGGAGCAGGCCUGAUGGUGAUCCCUUUAAUGACAGCGUUUGGGAGGCAGAGGCAGGAGGAUCUCUGAUUUUUAGGCUAUCCUGAUCUACAUAGUGAGUUCCAGGUGGGGAGCACUAGAUGAAGAUAUCCAACCUUGGCCUUAGGCC